AUGGCUCUAGGAAGAGGAAGGAAGCCCUUAGGGACUCGGAACUUCAUAGAUCAGGAGAGUGGUCAGGAGAGUGAGGACUGUGAAGAUGAGGAGGUUAUUAGCAAGGAAAGGUGCUUGAAAAACCAACAAAAUCGAGAGAAGAGACAAGAGAAAUACAAAGAUGUACAACCUACUGCUAUUGAUCUUUUCAAGGACUUCCACUGCAGCAAGAACAAAGGAUUCAGUGAGCCUAUCAAGAAAGCUAUUGCUGAUAUGGAAGCGAUCAUGGCUGAACCAGUACAAGAUGAAGAGCAACCAAAGUCAGUGAACCAUGAUGUUUCUCAAGUUGUGAAAUCAACCACAUUUCUUCAAGUUGCAGGAAUUCAACCAAACUCCAACAAUAGCUCUAAAGGUUGCACUUCCUCAAAGUUCGUCGAUGGUCAUGCCUCGAAAUUGCAGUCCAAUCAGAGCGGCGCCGUCUCUAGUCGAGACCCUCCGCCGCCGAAAGGUUGUGCUGCUGCAACGUCGCCGUGGAUGCGUCCGACUGAACCUGCGGAAACAACAACGCGCAGGUCGCAGUCCGACGGGUACGUGGGACGAUUACGCAAAUGUUUUGGGCCUCUCACCUCCUGUGGCUCUAGGCUGUGGCCUCCGCCGACAGGCUCAUAUAGAGUCAUAUGCCUUCCGAGGAAGUUUGCGGCCUGGUUUUCGCUUCGCCUUCACUCAUGGCGGGGGAGCUUCUCGUCCGCGCUGCUGCUCCUGCUCAACUUGGCGGGCGUGUUGCUCGCCCCGCCCGCUCUUCCUUCCGGCCCGGCAUCCGUGGGCACCAGCGCCAGCGCCAGCGCCGACGGCGGCGGGGACGACGGGGAAGUCGACUUCUUCUUCUUCCCGUUCCUGGUCCUCUACAAGAGCGGCCGCGUGCAGCGCUUCAUGGGCACGGACACCGUGCCGGCCUCCACGGACCCGGCCACCGGCGUCGCCUCGAGGGACGUCGUCGUCGACGCCGCCGCGGGCCUCGCCGUGCGCCUCUACCUGCCUCCUAGCCUCGCCACCAACCGCACGGGCACGGCAGGGACGGACGACGACGGUGGCGGUGGUGGAAGCGGAAGCAACAGGCUGCCGCUCCUCGUGUUCUACCACGGCGGCGCCUUCGUCACGGAGUCGGCCUUCUCGCCGACGUACCACCGGUACCUGAACGCGCUGGUGUCCAGGGCCCGGGUGCUCGUCGUGUCCGUCGAGUACCACCUCGCGCCCGAGCACCGCCUCCCGACGGCGUACGACGACGCGUGGGCGGCGCUCCGGUGGGCGCUCGCCAACGCGCGGGCUGGGACCGGGACGACCGGGACGGACCCCUGGCUGUCGCGCCACGCCGACCCGGCGCGGCUGUUCCUGGCCGGCGACAGCGCCGGCGGUAACAUCGCGCACUACGUGGCGCUGCACGCGGGGCGGGAGGGCCUGGGCGACGGCGGCGCCGCCGCCACGACCAUCCGGGGCCUCGCGCUGCUCGACCCCCACUUCUGGGGGAAGCGCCCCGUGCCGUCGGAGACCACCGACGAGGACACGCGGCGGUGGCGCGAGCGCACGUGGAGCUUCGUGUGCGGCGGCCGCUACGGGAUCGAUGACCCGGUGAUCAACCCGGUGGCCAUGCCGCGGGAGGAGUGGCGCCGGCUCCCCUGCGCGCGCGUGCUGGUCACCGUGGCGGGGCUGGACAUGCUCAGCGCCAGGGGCCGUGCGUACGUCCACGCACUCAGGGCCAGCGGUUGGCCCGGCGAGGCGGAACUGUACGAGACGCCCGGCGAGUAUCACGUCUACUUCCUUAACAAGCCCGACAGCGAGAAGGCGGCGAAGGAGAUGGAGGUUCUAGUGAACUUCAUCAAUGGCGAUCAAGUGAGCAACACAGCUUCAAGAAUGGACGCCUGA
Miscanthus lutarioriparius is the source of this 1899-nucleotide messenger RNA. Lineage: Eukaryota; Viridiplantae; Streptophyta; Magnoliopsida; Poales; Poaceae. The record is from the annotation of a GenBank genome assembly.